CUCCGCCCCUUACCAUCGCGCGUCUUCUCAGGAAUUGUUUCCUCCUCAUGUGUUUCCAUGGCGACACUCUAUCUGUCUCCUUCAGAAAUGGAAAACGCUCUCAGUCUUCUCGAAAAGGCAGAAGAGUGAUUUGGUUGCCCAUCAAAAACUUGUCUACAAUACCCAAAUGCCAUCUGGGGCCGAUUGUUUUUCUAGUCUAUUUCCCAGCGUGCUCAGCGGGCCCGCUAAAGACAAGGAAGCUGGUGGAGAUGGGAAGACAAGAGAAGGCCUCCGCACAGCCCUCUGGGAAACAGUCCUGGCUCUGGCUCAGAGGCUCCUGGGUGAAGCAGUCGUGAAGAUAUUCGCCCGGCACCGGAAGUGUGUACGAGUAGGCGCUUGUGAGAGCAGUCGCGUCUCCGCCUCUUGCCUGGCUGGCGUCGUGUCUGUUAAUCCGGUGGACUGCAGUCUCGAGGGAGACACACGUCCUCACUCCUCCUGCUUCUGGACGUUUUGGGAGCUCCUCCAGCAUGGCCACAGAGUCAGCCCUAGGAGGAAGGCACACUUUCUUCCAGUUUCCUAGUCCUUUCUGCUGCCCUGCCAGCCAGGAUUGUGGAGGGGAAGGAGGGGGAACUUAAAUGAGGAACUGGUCGUUGGGUCUCCAUCAGCUACGACUGAGGAAAUUGCCACCCUCAACGACAUAGCCAUGGACUUCACCUUGGAGAACUGGGAACAGCUGGGGCAGGGGCAGGGAGACCUGUUCUGGGACACGGCGCUGGACAACUACCAGAACCUCUUCCUGCUGAAUCCCCUCAGACCCAACUUGACCUUCCAUCUGGAUGGUGGGGAAAAGCUGGAGGCCCUAGCGAAAGAAAGCCCAGAGUCAACAGACGCUGGCAUAGCUGAGACUUCUCCUCUGCCUCAGGACUUCAUGGAAGAAGGACUCUUCCAGGAGAUUACUGAGACUUUUUCCAAGGAUGAUCUCUGGAACUCCCAUUUGGGAGAAGCCUCUAUAGGCCAAAGCUGGUUAGAUAGUGUUCUAGGAGAUUCAGAAAGUCUUCUGAGGUCUGAUAUUACCAGUCUGGAGAAAUGCAAAAGCUACCAACUCAAGAGCCAUGAACUCAAGAUAGACCUCAGUCCCGAGUCCCACCUUUCCCCAGGAGUGGGUUCCAUGACACCUGAUCUCCCUGAAAAGAGCCUGGCACCAGCUGAGUCUCAGGAAUGUGGGAAUGACUUCAGGUGCUACUCAGACCACAGCCAGCAGGAUACCAUCCAGGGAGGGGAGAAACCAUGUAAGUGCAGUGAGUGUGGGAAGAGCUUCAGCCAGAGUCACCAUAUGAUCCAGCACUGGAUUCUUCACAACAAGGAGCAUCCCACUGUGCUUCAAGAGUAUGAGAAAGAUCUCAGCCAGAGUUCCUGCCUUUUCAUGCAACCAGUGACUCACACAGGCUACAAAUCCUAUGUGUGUAACAAGUGUGGGGAAACUUUUAGUCAGAAUACACACCUUCUGUGUCAUCAGAAAGUUCACACUGAAGAAGAACCAUGGGAGAGUCAAGAUGGUGACUGUCCAGCAGAUCACAACUCACAGCCUUUUGAGUGUCAUAAACCACACCCAGGUAAAACCUACAAUUGUAACCAAUGUGGCCAGAGUUUUAGCCAAACCUUUCAUCUCUCUGUGCAUCAGAAGACCCAUACUCAGAAAUGCUACGAAUGUGCCAAAUGCAAGGCAACCUUCAACUCAAACAGAUACCUCCUCCAACAUCAGAAAAUUCAUGCUACAAAAAUGACCACUGAGGAUCAGAAGUGUGGCAAGGCCUGCAGGCAGAGCUCCUUUCUUGUCCAACAGCAGUCUGUUCACACUGCAGAGAAGUCUUAUAAGUGUGAUGAGUGUGGGAAAACCUUUAGCCAUAGCCUGUCCCUAAAGAUCCACCAGAGGGUUCACAGUGGAGAGAAGCCUUACAAAUGCAAUGAAUGUGGGAAAGCCUUUUACCGGAACAGUCACCUUAGUGAACACCAGAGGGUUCACACGGGUUACAGGCCCCACAAAUGUCACAAAUGUGUCAGGAGUUUCAGCCGGCCCUCUCACCUGAUUCGACACCUGUCCAUGCACACUACAGAAAAGCUCUACAGCUGUGCCAAAUGCAAGAAGACCUUCAGCUGCAAUGAACACCUUGUUCAGCACCAGAAAAUCCAUGCUGUGGAAACCCUCUAUGGAUGUCAGGAGUGUGGUGAGCGAUUUGUUUGCCGCUCAACCCUAACUUGCCACCAGAGCAUUCAUGCUAGAGAAAAAGGACUCAGUGAGAGCCGGGAGAUCUUUUAUGAGAAACCCGAGCACAAAGAGCAUCCAAGGGUCUGUGGGAAGUGCUUUAAGUGUAACAAGUGCGAGAAAACCUUCAGCUGCAGAAAAUACCUGACUCAGCACGAGUUGAUUCACGCCAGGGUGAAGCCCUUUGAGUGUAACCAGUGUGGGAAAGCCUUUGGGCAAAGUUCACAGCUCAUCCGGCACCAGAGGAUCCACUCUAGAUUGAGAUCAUACAGAUGUGGGGACUGUGGGAAGGCCUUUAUCUACAGUACCUCCCUCAUCAAACAUCAAUCCCUCCAUGGGAUUGAGCACCCCUUUAAAUGUAACGAAUGUGGAAGGAUCUUCAGUCAAAGUGCACGUCUCUUAGAACAUCAGUUAAUCCACACUACGAAGAAGCCCUUGAAACCUAACAAGUGUGGCAAAGUCUUGGGCCACAGUAACCACCUUAUUCAGCAUCAGGGAACUCAGGCCGGAAAGAAGCCCUUUGAGCAGAAUGAAUGUGGGGAAAUUAUCCAGGAGAGCUUGUGCCUUUCUGAGCACCAGGGAGUUUACACAGAUGAGAAGCCCUAUACGUGUGGUGACUGUGGGAGAACCUUCAGCCUGGGUGCUCAGCUCGUUUACCACCAGAGAGUUCACACUGGGGAAAAGCCUUACAUUUGUCAGAAAUCCGGGAAAGCCUUCCGGCAGGGCUCAUGCCUUUCUAAGCAUCAGAGAGUUCAUACCAGGGAGAAGCUUUAUGUGUGCGCUAAAUGCGGGAAAGCCUUUGCCCAGAAAACAAAUCUGAUACAGCAUGAGACAACUCACACAGGGGAGAAGCCUUAUGCUUGUGGUGUGUGUGGGAGAGCCUUUCGCCUUAGGGCCCAUCUCAGUCAGCACCAGAGAAUUCACACCCAGGAAAAACCAUAUCAGUGUCAACAUUGUCAGAAAGCCUUGUGCUGCUGCUCAGGUCUCAGCCGACAGCAGUGAGUUCACACUCCAAAGUAGCAGGUAGCAAUCCUCCCCAUGACCCCUGGGUAGCAGCAGGCUCCCAGACAUCUGAGAAUGUUCCUCUGAGGCCCAAAGUUGAAACCAUCCCAGUGUAAGCCCCUCCCUGCCAUGGGUAAUUAAUCUCUCUGGUAAUAAAGAUUGAUUAGAAAAUU
This is a messenger RNA of Capra hircus (goat), 3417 nucleotides long. RefSeq names its product zinc finger protein 473 (gene ZNF473). The transcript is spliced from 5 exons. NCBI's taxonomy places the organism in Eukaryota, Metazoa, Chordata, Mammalia, Artiodactyla, Bovidae. The coding region runs from base 683 to 3244 and encodes 853 amino acids. The record is from RefSeq and is a predicted model, not a curated record. Gene Ontology annotation, biological process: regulation of DNA-templated transcription.